Anopheles funestus (African malaria mosquito) is the source of this 978-nucleotide messenger RNA. It is a transcript of the gene BORCS7, whose product is annotated as BLOC-1-related complex subunit 7. Bases 123 to 440 code for a protein of 105 amino acids. Gene Ontology annotation, cellular component: BORC complex. The record is from RefSeq and is a predicted model, not a curated record. The transcript has 2 exons. Lineage: Eukaryota; Metazoa; Arthropoda; Insecta; Diptera; Culicidae.
UAUUUUUAGCUGUCAAAGAAAAAUCAACAACACAAAUAAACAAAGCAAGUUUGUAUGAUUCAGUGGAACAUUUGCUGGAUAUUUCGAUCUGGGUCUUGUAGUUUUAUUCCAAAAGCUCAGCAAUGGCAUCCGCAUCGAGCAGCAGUGCAAAAAAUCUGUUCAGUGAUUCGAAGCGACGGCUAGCGGAUCGUGUGGCCGUGAACGUGAACAACGCCUCGUCAGUAGCUCGCCAAAUUGUGCGUGGAUCAAAAUCGAACGAAAUUCUAAUGCAAGCCGCGAAAAAUUUUGCCUACCAUGAAAGCACGGUCGACAACAGCAUACAGAACCUAAAGAAAAUGGAGAUUAUUUUCCAGCAUCUGAACUACCAGUACGAAGCUAUCGAACAAGCGGCUGAAAAGUUGGAAUACGUUGAAGAACAAGUGAAAGCCAUGGAAAGGUGAUAAAGUGUAAGUUGUGUUGCUUAAAUUGCUUUAGAAAGGUGUUGGCCAUAAGCGAUUAGAACAACAAACCACAGCAGACCUACCUUGUUAAAAAGUAUAAACAAGCUAUUAGUUAUCGCAUGGCAAGGUCAUAGUGCGACGUAAAUAGCACACAGCUUAACCUUAUCGCAUAGAAAUAGUCUUUUUACGACAGUGUAAUGUGCGUUUAUGAGCCAAAGUAACAAAACAUACCGUAAAAAUAGGAUUUGUGGAUAACAUCAAGAGCUUGUUAAUCGCUUUUAAUGAGAUUGUCGCCUGCGAACGGUCAAAAAUUACCCGUUUGAACCUUUGACAGCGUGGGGCGAAAAUGAGAGCGAAAAGGAAAUUUUGGCGAAGUAGGGCGAAAAUGAGUGCGCCAAAAAUAAACAUAGUUAGCGUUUGUUUACGUUUGUGUUGAGAUCACUUCCUUUCGCUAUUCACGCGGCUUAAAUCAUUACGAUGUGUUACAUUUACGCUUAGUUUAACAAUAAAAGCUUCCUGUAAAGUUCAAACAGUGCAA